AGCACACCGACCAUCCCCUACCGCUCUCAUUCCGACAAGCAAUGCUCCCAAUAUGACAUCCCAAGAAGUGCCCAUAGACGCUAAAGUUCAAGUCUCGGCGGGCAUAGGCUAUGUGCGUUGGACUGGCGCGAAUCCUGGAUUUGCAGCUGGCAAGUGGGUCGGUGUCGAGCUGUUCGAAGCAGGAGGUAAAAAUGAUGGUUCAGUAAAGGGUGAGAGAUACUUUGAAUGUAAGCCGAAUCAUGGUGUGUUCGUGAGACCAAGUCAAGUCAGGAUAUUAGAGGCGCCAAUGCCCACAGAAACACCGCGUCCACAAUCAACAAGACCCUCUGCUACGCCUUCGGCACACCGGCUAACAUCCGCUUCGUCGGCUCGGGCGGCUUCACCACAAAAACAACCAACCACGCGCUCGACAGCACCACCUACCCCUUCUCAGACAUUGCGAGUUGUGUCAGGCUCCUCAUCAAUAGAAGAUGUCGUACCCUCCACAGCCCCAAUGACAAGACGAGUUUCGAAUUCUUCAUCUUCAAGACCAUCGCAAGGGAUUUUCAAACGACCGCCGUCAGUAUUGGAUGCGAGAGCUCUGACUAUUGCUACGGAAGAUAUAGAGCAUGUGGCCGCACAUUCAAUAGUCUCCCCCCCUCCAGGAAGGAUAUCCUCACCCACGCGACGAGUGGUUUCCCCAACACCAAGCAUUUCUCAACAAAGUCGAACGCGGUCCAUAUCAUCUGCUUUCGUAGCUCCUCCGGAUCCGGCAGCCCUUGAGCAGGCCAGUACGCAACCGCAAUCAUUGUCGAGACCACCCUCACCUGAUGAGGAACAUACUUUAUCCGCUCAAAAACGAGAGCUAGAGGAACUUCGUAUCAAGAUUCGAAUACUGGAAAGCAAGAAACACGAAGAUCAAGAAAAAAUUCGAGAUUUGGAGACCCGAGUUGGCGAAGCAGACUCUUUGAAAGCAGCUCGUGUGCGCUUGCAAGCCAAAUUCCAAGAAAUCCAAUCAUCUCUCCUCACGGCCCAACGUCAGGCACGCGAUCUCCAAUCUGAAAAUUCCAUCCUUGAGACUCGAGCAGCUGAAGCUCUUGAUCAACUCGAAAUGGCGGCCUUGGACAGGGAAGUGGCUGAGGAGAAAGCUGAGGCUGCUGAAGCGGACAUUGUAAAAUUGGGCGAAAAGGUGGCGGAACUUGAAAUGGAGGUCGCUGUCUUAAAAGAAGAAAACGCGGAAUACGAAAAACCGGUGGGUGGUAUAGAGGGAGAGCGAACGAGUCUAGCCUUUGUGCAGCUUGAAAAGCACAAUGAGCGCUUGAAGGAGGCUCUUAUAAGAUUACGCGACGUCUCCGCUGAGGCGGAAAGGGAUCAUAAGGUCAAAAUAACCGAGCUUGAGAAAGUGCUCACCUCCCAGGAGGACCUUAUCAGUCAACUCGAAUUCGCUGAGGCAAAACUUGCCAACGCUGAAUCCCAAGUUGAGGACCUGAAGCAACAGCUUGAUGACGCCCUUGGCGCCGAAGACAUGCUCGAGCAGCUUACUGAUCGCAAUCUUCAAAUGGGCGAGCGUAUUGAGGAGAUGCGUCUAACGAUAGAAGAUCUGGAGGCCAUAAAGGACUUGAACGAUGAACUUGAGGAGGGUCAUGUAGAAGCUGAAAAACAGUUGAAUGAGGAGAUUGAGGCGUUGACCGCCCAAUUACGGCAGGAAAGGGUGAGAUCAGGAGAAUUGGAUGCGCUUGUUCUGGAUAUGGAGACUACGAUCAAUCAAUUUAGGGACCUUGUCGCAAGCUUGCAAAGCGAACUUGAAACUAUCCGUUUACAACAGAUUACUCGAGAAUCUAAUAUCACCAGCACAUCCAAAGAAUCCCAGGCUCUCAUGAACCUCAAUCUCAAACUUCAGUCAACCGCAGCUAAGGCCCAAUCGAAGACCAUUGACUUGGAUCUCAAGAAGUUGGAAGCAUAUCAACUUGCCGAGCAUCUGCGUAUCGUUCAAGCCUAUCUACCGGAAGCUUACCAUAAAACAGAAGAAGAUUCAACUACUAUGUUCUUGUUUUUCAAUCGUGUUGCCGCCAAGGUGGAUCUGUUGAUCAACGUCAUCUCUCAAAUUCACGGUCUUCCAGCAAGUUUGCAUGGAGCUUCCUCUGAAGCCCUCGUCGGUAUUUGCGAGCUCAUAGGUAAACUGCACCACUUCUCGACCCUCAAUAGGCGAUUCGCAGCUAUAAUGCGCCGAGGAACAAGUGAGGAGUGGAUGGGUUAUGGCAAGUUUAUUGGUGACGUAGGGGGAGUCGAAUCUAGAGUCGAUGUAUGGCUGAACGGAUUGAAGGCCGACGAGUUCAACGAAGGGGAUUGCGCGAGGGAUCUUGGAAGUUUGAUUGCUCAAUUCGAUCAUUUUGCUGAAACCACUUUCAACCAUCCGGUCCUCGAUACUGGCGAGCAGCAGCUAGGUUUGGCGCAUUUAUUUGAUUGUGACCUCGAUAAUUUCGCCGCUGCUGUUGGAUUUGCCAGACAGGCUAUUGCAGCAUUGACUUCCGAAGGAGAUAUUGAGGUUGAAGUGGGAGACUCGUCCCUUGAGGAAGGAGUCUAUGAACCUGUUCAGAGGAUAUUAGACCUUGUGAGGAGCGUCAAAAUCCCAUCUAGCAAAAUGGUGUUGCAAGUCAAGGAGAUCGUUCAGACUUCUUCGGCCUUUCAACCUGAAAUCGAAUUGAUGCUUCGAGAUUUGACCACAUCUGUUUCUAAUGUUGUAGACCUUGCUGUACAGCUUGCACAAAGAAUCGGUCAGCACGUUUCCACUUUGCGAAAUACCAAAGAGCCUCUUCGCUUGUCCGACAUAGAAUCAUUCCUGCAGGAUGUCACCGCCCAAUCUGCUAUCGCCGGUUCAAACGCACAUCCGUGGGAAUUGAUUGCUAUGUUUGUCUCAAAACUCGGGGAAGAUCUGAAUGGAACGUUACCGAAGAUUAAAGAAGCUGCAAAGGACGGGAAGAUAGUCUCUUUGGAAUCAACGCCUCCUUGGCUCGGAAGGGUUGCUUCUAUUAAAGAAGCCGCUUCACACAAUGCUGAUGUUGAAAAGCAAGUGGUAAAGCUUACCGAAGAGGUGAAGGAUAUGCUGAGAGAAAUCAAAAUAAGGGAUCAAAGUCUGCAAGAGUCUGGAGUCAAAGUGGAAACCUUGGAAAGAAGAUUGGAGGCUUCGCGCAAACAGGCCGAUAUCAUUAUCGAGCUGGAGAAUGAUGUUGCCAAGGCGAGGAAGCAGGAGAAAGUUUACGAAGAUGCCAUUGAGCAGUUACAAGCUGAGCAGGAUGCAUUGGAGGUCGAGAAUGCCAGGCUUCGAAAGGGGCAAGUGCAAAGCACGGACAGGCAAGGAAACGGUGUAUCCGCGACACCUGGAUUUGGAGGAGAACCAAUAAUAAUAGGUAAUGGUGCGGGCCUUGAAUCAUCCCAGCUGGCCGAACAGGUUGAGAGCCUCAAGAGCGCUGUUCGCUUCUUGCGCUCCGAGAAUGCCCUGCUUAAAUCUAGGGAGCUCUACAAUGACAUCCACUCGUUGUCUGCCUUGCGAUACCGCUCUGAGCCCCAAAUGCCUGAGCUUAUCUCCUCCAAUGCUCCCACUUCUCCUUCUAGCUCAGAAUCAUCCCUACCGACCACACCUACCCACUCUCCUAUCCGAUCUUUACCAAUGACGAAGCACAUCAUUGGGGUGGAAUCGCGCAUUCUUCUCCAUCAAAUGGCAAAGUUUCAAGCAAGUACAAAGAUUGUAGACAUUUCGAACCUAGGAGGGAAAGAAGGCUGGAGAAGUAGAAAGAAUGCGCCUGAGUUACAAUACAGAGAGUGGAAGAAAAAGGAGAAGAGGUUGGAAAAGAAACUCGAAGGAUUAGUUGGGAGAUCGAAGGGACUAAGUGGAUUGUAAUAGAUGAUGUCGUUGGGCAGCCUGGCCUUACUAUCUUUGGUGAUGAGGAUUGUCCAAAUCAAAUUAUAUACGAGAAUAUUCAUCAGCUGAAGUUUGACUGACGCGAUGUAUUGGACGGUUAGUAUUCGGGCAGAAAAAAAC
Cryptococcus deneoformans JEC21 is the source of this 4018-nucleotide messenger RNA. Its product is annotated as Dynactin, putative. The record is from RefSeq and is a predicted model, not a curated record. Gene Ontology annotation, cellular component: cell tip; microtubule associated complex; spindle. Gene Ontology annotation, biological process: establishment of mitotic spindle orientation; nuclear migration involved in conjugation with cellular fusion. NCBI's taxonomy places the organism in Eukaryota, Fungi, Basidiomycota, Tremellomycetes, Tremellales, Cryptococcaceae. The transcript is spliced from 15 exons. Bases 53 to 3877 code for a protein of 1274 amino acids.